AUGUUCCACACCUAUAGCCUAGGAAUAUUACUUCUCGUAGCGGGAGCGUAUGCAUUAUACGAUUCAUCGUCUGAUGUUAUAGAGUUAACACCUAGUAAUUUUGAAAGACUUGUCACAAAAUCAGAUGAAAUUUGGAUAGUUGAAUUUUUUGCUCCUUGGUGUGGACAUUGUAAGAAUCUUGUACCUGAGUACAAAAAAGCUGCUCGGGCAUUAAAGGGAAUUAUUAAAGUUGGUGCAGUGGAUGCGGAUCAAUACAAAGAACUGUCCCAAAAAUAUGCGGUCAGUGGGUUCCCGACUAUCAAAAUUUUCACCGGUAGCAAACAUUCACCAUACCAAGGACAGAGAACUGCAGAGGCAUUUGUAGAAGCUGGUCUCAAAGCAGCUAAGGAAAAAGCUUUUGAAAACUUAGGAAAGAAGUCUAGCGGCUCAUCAUCAGAUAAGUCAGAUGUAAUCACACUUACUGACAGCAACUUCAAAGAGCUAGUAUUGGACAGUGAAGACUUAUGGUUAGUCGAGUUCUAUGCGCCAUGGUGUGGUCAUUGCAAGAACCUGGAGCCCCAUUGGGCCAAAGCUGCCACAGAACUAAAGGGCAAGGUAAAAUUGGGAGCUUUGGAUGCAACAGUUCAUCAAGAAAUGGCUUCCCGUUAUCAAGUACAAGGUUACCCGAGCAUCAAAUUUUUCCCAUCUGGUAAGAAGACCAGUGACUCUGUAGAAGACUAUAAUGGUGGCAGGACCUCAAGUGACAUUGUUGCCUUUGCUUUGGAAAAGUUUACUGAGAACAUUGCCCCACCAGAGAUUGUCCAGGUAACUACUGAAGAAGCAAUGAAGGCCUGCAGUGAAAAACCAUUGUGUGUAGUAUCCAUCUUGCCUCACAUUCUGGACUGCAAUGCUGCUUGCCGAAAUGAAUACAUUUCCAUACUUACCCGUCUAGGUGACAAAUACAAGAAUAAGAUGUGGGGAUGGGUUUGGACAGAAGCUGGUGCGCAACCUGCUUUGGAAGAAGCCCUUGAAUUAGGAGGCUUUGGUUACCCAGCCAUGGCAGUAGUCAAUGCAAAGAAACUUAAAUUCUCUACUCUCAGGGGUUCCUUCUCGGAAUCUGGAAUCAAUGAAUUCUUAAGAGACCUUUCCUUUGGUCGAGGUCAAACUGCUCCAGUUAAGGGCGCUGAAAUGCCUAAAAUUACCACCACCGAGCCUUGGGAUGGUAAAGAUGGUGAGCUACCUCCAGAAGAAGAUAUUGAUCUUUCUGAUGUGGAUUUGGAGAAAGACGAGUUA
Molecule: messenger RNA, 1272 nt
Organism: Iphiclides podalirius (scarce swallowtail)
Lineage: Eukaryota; Metazoa; Arthropoda; Insecta; Lepidoptera; Papilionidae
Source: the annotation of a GenBank genome assembly